GGGAGAACACUCCGACUAGCAGAAGGAGACCCUCAUGGCAGACGCUUCUGAAAAUCCACCAUGCGAACGAGAGAAGCCGUGUGGAAGCGCUAUAGUUGUUUCUGCAAAUUCUCAGCGAAAAAUUUUCACUAGAGCAGAUAAAAAAACAGCCCAUCAAAUUCCACUUGAUAUAUUGAAUGACCCAGAAAUUGAACAAUGUAUGAAACAGCUCCCUGGAAAUUACAACUUCGAGAUUCAUAAAACUAUCUGGAAGAUUCGUCAGAUCAAUGCUCAUCGAGUUGCAUUGCAGUUUCCAGAAGGGCUUCUUCUUUUUGCUUGCACUAUUGCAGACAUUAUUGAAAGAUUCACAGAAGCAGAGACUAUGAUUAUGGGUGAUGUAACCUAUGGUGCUUGUUGUGUAGAUGAUUUCACAGCACGAGCCCUGGGAGCUGAUUUAAUGGUGCAUUAUGGUCACAGUUGCCUCAUUCCUAUAGACCGCACCCAAGGAAUCCAGAUGUUGUAUGUGUUUGUGGAUAUAAAAAUUGACACCUUCCAUUUCAUUGAAACGCUACGUUUCAACUUUGAACAUGGCUCUCACCUUGCUCUUGUCAGCACAAUUCAGUUUGUAGCAGCCUUGCAGAGUGCGAAGCAAGAACUCUCAAAGGAUUUUACCAUUCUCUUACCCCAGUGUAAACCUUUGUCCCCUGGAGAGAUUUUGGGAUGCACAUCUCCUCAUUUGCAUAAAGCUGAUGCUAUCAUUUAUCUUGGUGAUGGCCGCUUCCAUUUGGAAUCCAUCAUGAUCCAUAAUCCUAGUGUCCCAGCCUACAAGUAUGACCCAUACAACAAGGAAUUUACAAGAGAAUACUAUGACUUUGAUCGCAUGAAAGCAAACAGACAGGCAGCCAUUGCAGUAGCGUCCCAGGCCAAGAGGAUAGGCCUGGUGCUUGGAACCCUUGGGAGACAGGGUUCUCCACAGGUUCUGGAGACUAUGAAAGAACAGAUUAUUGCUAGUGGCAAAGAGUGCGUAACAGUACUGCUGUCUGAAGUGUUUCCAGACAAAAUGAAACUUUUCCAAGAUGUUGAUGUUUGGGUACAGAUCGCAUGUCCACGCCUGUCAAUUGACUGGGGUACAGCAUUUGAGAAGCCAUUACUGACACCAUAUGAGCUUGCAGUUGCACUGAAGAAUGCAGAGUGGUAUGAGACAUAUCCAAUGGAUUAUUAUGCGUAUGACAGCCUCGGACCAUGGACUGUUAAUAAUGUUAAGCAUCAGUCAAAUAGUCGACAGCGCAGACCUCACAGAAAAAUUUCUUCAACUGCAGAUAAAAGUUCAGCUUUAACAGUACAAGCUGGAAAUAGUUCUGCAGGAAUGGAAGGCAAAGAUGAUGCAGCAUCAGAUAUUAAAGGUAUCCAGAGAACAACAAACUGUGGAGACAGUUGCGAUUGUGACACUUAAGUCUGUGUAUAUUUGUGUGUGUGUGUAAGAGAGAGACUAUUGAAGUGCAUGUGCAUCAAUGGGUACAUAAACCGUACAUUCAUGUGUGCUUGCAUGUUUGUAUAUCUGCAUAUGUAUUUGAGAAUGCAUGCUAGAUUUAUACCUUUGAAUGUUGCAAAUACAAAAUGAGAAAUAAAGGUUUAUAAAUCUA
Molecule: messenger RNA, 1622 nt
Organism: Pomacea canaliculata
Lineage: Eukaryota; Metazoa; Mollusca; Gastropoda; Architaenioglossa; Ampullariidae
Product: 2-(3-amino-3-carboxypropyl)histidine synthase subunit 1-like
Exons: 12
Coding region: 35-1432 (465 amino acids)
Biological process (GO): protein histidyl modification to diphthamide
Molecular function (GO): 2-(3-amino-3-carboxypropyl)histidine synthase activity
Source: RefSeq, a predicted model, not a curated record